AGAUAUAAAAUUAUACUUUGUCUACAAGAAAAGGCUGCACAAAAUUUUAUAUGAUCUAUUUAAAAUUUUUAUUACAUUAAAAUAAACGAGAUAUAAAGUGAUAAAUUUAAUUUAUUUCUUCCUUAUAUCAAAAUAAAAUGGGUUAUGAUUGUAUAACAUAGCACUAGUACUAAUAUUUUUGUUACUCGAAUGUGAGUGGAUUCUAAACCAAACAAUUCUUAUAUCUCUUCGAGAAAAUUAAAAAAUAAUUUAGAGAAUAGAGGCCCAAAAAUAAUUUGACUUAAAAAAUCCACCUAUUUUGAAGGCCCCAAUUAUACAUAUAAAAUUUUGUACGAAAACUUAUCUAACGAAAUGGUAUGGUCCGAUUUUCGGCUUCAACGGUCUCUGAAAUUCAGGCGCCCAAACCCUUCAACUGUAAUUCAAAUUUCACGCCGCUGGAACGAUGCUUCUCUCUCUUGAAAUCCUGUUCUUCGCUCAAACAAAUUCUGCAGAUUCACGUCCAGUUGAUCAUAUCCGGCCUCUAUGGCAAUUCCUGCUUCACUGACGAGAUCAUCCUGUUGUGCACUUCCGGUUCAAUUAGGGCGAAACAUCAAAUUGAUUGCAUAAAUCAUGCUCACCGUGUUGCUAAUUUCUAUCAAAAGUUGGAAUCCUCUUCAUGGAACAGUGUGAUUAGGGCCUACGCCACCUCCAAUUCCGGCUCGCAGCGAGAGGCGAUGAGGGCUUUUCUCGAUAUGCGGCGUAUUGGAGUUGGACCCGACGAGCAUACUUUCCCUUAUGUGUUUAAGUCGUGCGCUUCGUUUUCCGGCUUGAGUGAGGGGCGGCAGGUUCAUGGGGAUGCGCUGAAGCACGGUUGCCUUCUCAAUGUGUAUGUGCAGAACUCCAUGAUUCAUUGUUACGGGUUUUGUAAGAAGCUGAUGGAUGCGUACAGGGUGUUCGAUGAAAUGACUCACAGAACUCUCGUCUCCUGGAACUCGAUGAUGAAUGUCAAUGCGGAGUGUGGUUGGUUUUAUGAUUCGGUGGAGCUUUUCUUUAAGAUGAGAAACAGUGGAUUUGUGCCGGACGAGACAACAAUGGUGAUUGCGCUGUCUGCCUGUGCAGAGAUUGGGAAUUUGAGCUUGGGAAAGUGGUUGCAUUCUCAGGUGAUUGAGAAUGGUAUGGUUGUGAAUUGUCAGCUGGGAACUGCUCUUGUCGACAUGUAUGGGAAAUGUGGGGAUGUUGUUUAUGCUAGUUUAGUUUUUGAUAGGAUGGUUAAUCGAAAUAUCUGGACAUGGAGCUCUAUGAUCAUUGGGUUUGCGCAGCAUGGGUUUGCUAGACAGGCCCUCGAGAUAUUUAGGGAGAUGAGGAAUCAUUCGAUAAAGCCUAAUCAUGUGACUUUUCUUGGAGUUCUUUGUGCGUGUAGCCAUGCCGGGUUGAUGGAGGAUGGGCAGCGUUAUUUUACAGAGAUGGAGCAAGUUCACGGGAUCAAGCCCAUGAUGGUGCACUAUGGUGCCAUGGUUGACAUGUUGGGUCGUGCUGGUCAUCUUAAAGAUGCUUACGACUUUGUAAUGGGCAUGCCCGUUGAGGCCGAUGGUGUUCUGUGGAGGGCAUUGCUCAGCUCUUGUCACAUUCAUGACGUAAAUGACUGCAGCGGGGUGAGUGAGAAGGUGAGGGAGAAGCUGAUUGAACUGGAACCAAAGAGGAGCGGAAACCUUGUGAUGAUCGCAAACAACUAUGCUGAAGUGGGAUUGUGGGAGAAAGCAGAGGAUCUCAGGAGCAAAAUGAGAGACAAAGGGUUGAAGAAGAUAGCUGGAGAAAGCUGUAUUGAGAUAUCAGGUACCACUUUUAGAUUCUUGUCGGGAGAUAAUUCUUGUUUUGCGUGUGAGGAUAUAUUCUUGCUGCUGAAAAUACUUAACUUGCACAUGAAGAUUAUCUGUUUGGACUGAAGUUUGAUCUCAUAUUUGAAUGCAAUCUGUGUAAAUGUGUUUUAGUAA
Messenger RNA from Salvia miltiorrhiza (redroot sage), 1970 nucleotides. Its product is annotated as pentatricopeptide repeat-containing protein At2g36730-like. Gene Ontology annotation, molecular function: RNA binding; protein binding. Gene Ontology annotation, biological process: RNA modification. Bases 357 to 1922 code for a protein of 521 amino acids. Lineage: Eukaryota; Viridiplantae; Streptophyta; Magnoliopsida; Lamiales; Lamiaceae. The record is from RefSeq and is a predicted model, not a curated record. The transcript has a single exon.